AUUAAAGACUUUUCUGGAAGUAUUGGAAAAACCAAUAGAAGAACGAGAUGUUGAUAUUAGCUGCAAUCAUUUUAAUCUUUUGCCUAGUUCUUUACUAUGAAACGAAAAUGCCAAAUAACUUUCCCCCAGGACCACCAUUUAAUAUUCCAAUUAUUGGGCAUUCACAUCUUAUAAGAAAACUUUCAAAGAAAUAUGGUGGCCAACAUAAAGCAUUUGAAAGUCUCGUAGAAAAGUAUGGAAGUUCGAUUUUGGGUGUAAAGCUCGGGAGAGAAUUGGUUGUUGUAGCUUAUACUUGUGACAUUGUAAAAGAGAUUCUUACAAGAGAAGAGUUUGAUGGUCGACCAGACAAUUUCUUUAUUAGACUGCGAACAAUGGGAACAAGAUUGGGCAUUACUUGUACUGAUGGGAAAUUGUGGAAUGAACAAAGAAGCUUCGUUAUGAGACAUUUGAGAAAUGUUGGCUACGGAAAAUCUAGAAUGGAGGAUCAGAUUCAAAGCGAAUUGAAGGAACUCACUCAUUCUAUUGAGGAAUUUGAAGGUAAACCCAUUUGGCCAUUGAAAGAUCUUCUUCCGCCAAGUGUUAUCAAUAUUUUGUGGAUUUUCACAACUGGAAAGCGAAUUCCACGUAAUGAUGAAAGACUCGCAAAGUUUUUAAACAUUCUUGCUAGACGAUCAAAAGCAUUUGAUUUGUCUGGUGGAAUUUUAACUUCAAUGCCAUAUCUUAGACACGUCNUAAUGAGAGUCCACUGUAUUUAA
Molecule: messenger RNA, 755 nt
Organism: Clunio marinus
Lineage: Eukaryota; Metazoa; Arthropoda; Insecta; Diptera; Chironomidae
Source: the annotation of a GenBank genome assembly